AUGUUUUGAAGAAGAUUGUUUUAUGACAUCGAAAAUCAAUCAACCAUAACCAUAUGGUUAUAAUCUUAUCAUCAAAUGUUGUAGAUGACUAAAUUUAGCCAUUUCAUCUAAUAAUCAAAGUGAAUGGUGAUGAAAAAAAAAAAAUGAAUUCGAAUGAAAAAUUCGGCUAUCAUUUCAGAUUUGCAAGACAAUGAUCAAUAACAAUGAUAAAUCAAUGGAUAAGUUUUUUUAUCUUUAUGGUUUGCAUUCAUUGUCUUUUAACGGCAGUUGAUCAUGAUGAUGAAGACGAUGAUGGCUUUACAACACUUACAGAUGAUUAUGGUCAUACUAUUGGUCAUAUAAAUCAAGAACCAAUAACUAAUCGAAAACAUAAUGAUGAACGGAAUGAUGAUGAUGAUGACAGCACCGACGACGACGACGACGAUGGCGAUAAUGAUGAUCGGAAAAUUCAGGUUAAAAAACGAAAUCGUAAUAAUUGGAACAAUGAUGAUAAUGAUGACGAUGAUGAUGAUGAUGAUGAUAUGCUUUCAAAUGAUGAAUCAAUGACAAAUCAUUUACAUUCAAAUGACGAUUAUCGAUCAAAAAUCAAUAUGGAUGACAAUAAUAAUAACGGUGAUGAUGGUGGACAGAAAGAAAUAUUAAAAACUCAACAAAAAUUAGCAACAAUGAAUCGUGUACCUGAUGUACAUAAAAGUCUUAUUAUUAAAGUAUAUCGUGGUCCAACCGAACAUCAGGAUGAUAAUCGUAAAUCAUUUGCAUCAUGGGGUUAUUUCAUUAAAUUUCCAAAUGUUUAAAUGUAAAUUUUCAUUUUUUAAAACAAACAAACACACACGCACACUCAA
This is a messenger RNA of Dermatophagoides farinae (American house dust mite), 842 nucleotides long. NCBI's taxonomy places the organism in Eukaryota, Metazoa, Arthropoda, Arachnida, Sarcoptiformes, Pyroglyphidae. The record is from RefSeq and is a predicted model, not a curated record.